AUGACUUUCACCAGGGUGCUACACGUCGCAGCUCUGUUCCUGAUGCAAGGGGAUUUUCCAGGAGCUGGCAGUGAAGUUGUAACUCUAAAGGAAGGAGAGGACCUAAACCUGAACUGCACCCUCAGCACCGACAACAGUUCUGCCCUGCAGUGGUUAAACCCUCAUGGGUUUGCCAUUUUUCUCAACAACCAGAGGGCUCUAAGAGACCAGAGAUACAAACUCCUCCAUCAUUCAACAGAUGAAUUAUCCAUCCAGCUGUCCAAUAUCACGGUGCAGGAUGAAGGGGUAUACAAAUGCUUCUGCUAUGGCACCCCAUUUAAAAGCAAGAACAAGACUGUGGAGGUAUUAGCUGCUCCUUCUCAUCCUGUACUGGAAGUAUCCCAAGACACAGAAAGAAGCAUUACACUCUCUUGCUAUACCCAAGGAUGUAAACCACAGCCCCAGAUUACCUGGCUGUUGGACAAUGGGAUAGAGCUCCCAGGUGACACUAAGCACAAGUUAGAAGCUGAUGGGAAGAAAUGGACCACAACCAGCACCCUGACAGUCCUGGCUUAUGGGCCCAAUUCCACAGCCAGCUGCGCCGUUCGCCACCCAGCACUGAGAGAAGAGAAGCUGAUGUCAUCUUUCCUGUUUGAGAACCUCCCUAGGACAGUGACAAAACCAAAUCCUGCAUCAGCUGCACCAGAGGUGGACACACAUGUCCCUGAGACUGAGCAGCCUACAGGGCCUGAAGUAACACCACCUGCAGCAGGAAAGGAAGGACUGGCUGGUUCAUCAACUUAUCAUGUCCCAAACGGGACUGAAGCAGCAUUCAAUGGCAACGUCACAGAAGAGGAACUUUCCAAGACAGAAGCCCCACUCCCAAGUGAAAAUGUGACUGUGAUUUCCAUCACCUUUGAGGAAGAUCCGAAAUCUGAAGGCAUCAAAAAGAAGGAGAAGAAUCUCUUGCUGCCCAUCUUGGUGGCUGCUCUGAUUUUUGCACUGCUUAUCAUUGUCCUGCUUUUUAUGAGGAAGCUGAAAAAAGCUCAUGGAGUGUGGAAGAGAGAAAAUGAUGUCUCAGAGCAGACACUGGAGAGUUACAAAUCCAGAUCUAAUGAAGACUGCCCAGGCCAUGAGAAGAACGGACAUGCUGUCAGUCAGAAACCCAGCAUGCAGUACGUGACAGAAGGCUGCAUGGAAACUACCCAGAAGCCUCCAAGAGACAAAAACAUUGCAACAAGAGAGAAACUGUUUGGGUGUGGAAAGGAAACAGAUGUAUAG
This is a messenger RNA of Dryobates pubescens (Downy woodpecker), 1260 nucleotides long. RefSeq names its product cytotoxic and regulatory T cell molecule (gene CRTAM). Bases 1 to 1260 code for a protein of 419 amino acids. NCBI's taxonomy places the organism in Eukaryota, Metazoa, Chordata, Aves, Piciformes, Picidae. The transcript has 11 exons. Gene Ontology annotation, cellular component: plasma membrane. Gene Ontology annotation, molecular function: signaling receptor binding. Gene Ontology annotation, biological process: cell recognition; positive regulation of natural killer cell mediated cytotoxicity directed against tumor cell target; detection of tumor cell. The record is from RefSeq and is a predicted model, not a curated record.